UGCAGCACAAAUCCAGAGUUGUUGAAUGAGCUUGCCCUAGCACAAAGCCCCAAGUUUUUGGUAUUUGCAUGCUCGGAUUCCCGAGUGAGUCCCUCGCAUGUUCUUCAUUGCACACCUGGACAAGCCUUUCUGGUUCGCAACAUUGCUAACAUGGUUCCUGCAUAUGACCAGCUAAGGUACACAGGAACUGGAGCAACCAUUGAGUAUGCUGUAGAAGAACUCGGGGUAGAAAACAUUUUGAUAGUGGGACACAGUAGUUGCGGAGGAAUAAAAAGGCUAAUGUCUUAUCCCGAGGAUGGUUCCGCUCCACUGGUCUUUAUAGAUGAUUGGAUGAAAACGGCUUUACCUGUCAAGACAAAGGUUAUUGCGGAAGCUGGCGAUACCGAUUUCCAGGAACAAUGUGAUCGUUGCGCAAGGAAAGCAGUAAAUUUGUCAUUGGCAAACCUACUCACAUAUCCCUUCGUUCAAGAGGCACACUCGGAGAAAAAACUAGCACUUCGGGGUGCUUACUAUGACUUUGUCAACGGACGUUUCGAGCUCUGGGAGCAUGGUUCCGACAAUAUCAUCAUAGCACCUUAGUUGCUUAAUUUGCAAGUCUUUGAAUAAGUAACCGCAAAUAAAGAAGAGGAACUCCAAGUGCUGCAUUUUGUCACAAUGCCUGUAUAAUGUUGCUUGUUCAGUUGAUUUUUCUUGAAUGAUGUCAUUUCUUCUUUAAAUGUACUCCAUUUUCCCGCCAAAAAAAAAGAGUGCUGUUUUUAGAAAC
This is a messenger RNA of Rosa rugosa (rugosa rose), 763 nucleotides long. Its product is annotated as beta carbonic anhydrase 2, chloroplastic-like. Gene Ontology annotation, biological process: carbon utilization. The record is from RefSeq and is a predicted model, not a curated record. Gene Ontology annotation, molecular function: carbonate dehydratase activity; zinc ion binding. The transcript has 6 exons. Lineage: Eukaryota; Viridiplantae; Streptophyta; Magnoliopsida; Rosales; Rosaceae. The annotation marks the transcript as partial.